Messenger RNA from Physella acuta, 1198 nucleotides. Its product is annotated as phospholipid-transporting ATPase ABCA3-like. Lineage: Eukaryota; Metazoa; Mollusca; Gastropoda; Physidae. Gene Ontology annotation, molecular function: ABC-type transporter activity; lipid carrier activity; ATP binding. Gene Ontology annotation, biological process: transmembrane transport; lipid transport. The record is from RefSeq and is a predicted model, not a curated record. Gene Ontology annotation, cellular component: intracellular membrane-bounded organelle; membrane.
CCAUGUACCUGUCGGUGUGUUGCUCCAAGGAUAAAAACAAGGCUGCCCCUUACAUGUUCUGUCAAGACCAGGAGGUGAACGACGAGGGUGCACGAGUGGAAACUCUGGCCCAGUCGCCGGAAAGCAACAACGAGGUGCUGCUGAUGGUGAACGUGGAGAAGACGUACAGCAACUGCUACUACACCAACAGGGCUGUGUACCCCACAUCCCUGGGGAUGUCACCAAACGAAAGCUUCGGGCUGCUGGGGAAGAGCAACUCAGGCAAAACCAGCAUUCUGAAGAUGAUUAUUGGUGACACUCAGCCUACGGCCGGGGAUAUCUAUGUGCUCAAACACAACGUCAAGACGGAGCUAACGAAGGCCAGCACCAAGCUGGGUUACUGCCCUGAGAACAACGCCCUCCAUGACAUGCUCACGGGGCGGGAGACGCUGUACCUGUACGGGAGGAUCAGGGGCGUCCCCGACAGAAGCUUAGAAGAUGUCGUUGAGGUCGUUAUAGACUUUAUCACGCUCCGGCCUUACGAGAAUAAGGUGGUGAGAAGAUACAGCCACAACAACAAACGAAAACUCUCCCUGGGUAUCGCCAUCAUGGGGAAACCCGUUCUGCUGGUGCUGGAUAUGCCGACCGUAGGUAUGGGCCGCAUGUCCAGGCGGAUCAUGUGGAACGUCUUGCACCUGAUCCAGAUCUCUGGACACAGUCUCAUUAUAGCCACGCGCAGUAUUGAGGAGUGUGAAGCGCUGUGCAUGCGAAUGGCUUUCAUGCUCAACGGGCGGCUCAUCACCAUAGGGAGCCCGCAGGACCUCAAGCUCAGGUACGGCCAGGGCUACUGGGUGGUGCUCCAGCUCAACGUCACAAAGUCUGGGUCGUCCAAGAUACUCGACGACGUCAUCGUCUUUCUGCACCGCACGGUUCAAAGCACACACGUCACCAGUGUUGCAGAGCGUGUCAUCAUCAGGGAAGCGGACUCGUGCGAGAUCCACUACCCCCAGCCCGUCUCUCUGGUCUCGCUGUUCAGGAGUCUGAUUCUAGCCAAGGAGAGAUUCAACCUGCGGGCAUUCAGCGUGCAGCAGUUGACUCUCAGACACAUCUUCCUCAUGCUCAUCAACGACAGAGCGUCCUUCUAGGCACAAACAUCGCCGCAUAAGCGUAGAGACUGAUGCAGAUAUUUCAUCCAGUCAAGAGAGGGGGGGGGACGUUA